This is a messenger RNA of Pocillopora damicornis (cauliflower coral), 1887 nucleotides long. Its product is annotated as NFX1-type zinc finger-containing protein 1. NCBI's taxonomy places the organism in Eukaryota, Metazoa, Cnidaria, Anthozoa, Scleractinia, Pocilloporidae. Gene Ontology annotation, molecular function: helicase activity. Gene Ontology annotation, cellular component: nuclear RNA-directed RNA polymerase complex. The record is from RefSeq and is a predicted model, not a curated record. Gene Ontology annotation, biological process: regulatory ncRNA-mediated heterochromatin formation.
CCCUCAACGUACAGCAUCGUAUGAGACCUGAAAUUGCCGCCUUGAUGAAACAUAUCUAUGACGAUCUCGAAAAUCACGAGUCGGUAGAGAAAUAUGAAGACAUCAAAGGAAUCAAGAAGAACAUGUUCUUCAUCAACCACAGUCAUUUGGAGAAUCAUUGUGAAGAUUCCCACAGUCACGUGAAUGACUACGAGGUUAAGUUUGUGGUGGCCUUGUGUCGUUAUCUGUUGCAGCAAGGUUAUGAAGCCCAUCAAAUUACCCUUUUGACAACAUAUACGGGACAAAUGUUUGCCAUCAGAGGCUGCCUUCAAAAAAAAGAAAUUGAAGAGCUCAACCAAGUGCGCCUGACAACAGUCGACAACUUUCAAGGUGAAGAAAACGACGUCAUUCUUCUCUCGCUCGUGCGGAGCAACAAAGAUGACCAGGCUGGCUUCAUCAAGAUGGAAAACCGUGCAUGCGUGGCGCUCUCUCGUGCUAGAAAGGGCUUUUACUGUAUUGCAAACUUCACCCUUCUCUGCAAACACAGUGAAGUCUGGAGCAAGAUUAUUGAGGAUUUGAAAGCGAGUGAUAGCUUUGGCGCGUCCUUACCCCUUAUCUGUCAAAGCCACAAUGAAGAGAUCACAGCAGAAACAGCCGAAGAUUUCGAAGAGAAAGCUCCUAACGGGGGAUGUCAGCGUCCUUGCGAAGUGCGCCUGGAUUGCGGUCAUGCCUGCAAACGAUCAUGUCACCCAUAUGAUGUCGAUCACUUGGAGUAUCAGUGUGGAGAGCUGUGCGUUAAGAAAAUCGUUGGCUGUGACCACACGUGUUCAAAGUUUUGCUGGCAGAAAUGUGACACAUUCUGUCAAAAGGUGGUUGAGAAGACUCUGCCUUCCUGUGGACAUAAGACAACAGUGAGAUGUGGCAAGGAUUUGAACAAGGUCCAGUGCAAAGAACAAUGCGAAAAAAUUCUACCCUGUUCCCACCGCUGUCAGAGCCACUGUGGUCAACCUUGCACAAGAAACUGCCAAGAGCUCGUCAAGAGAACAGAUUGGCCAUGUGGACAUGAAGUCAGCAUUGCUUGCUCGGCAACACCGGCAGAUUGCACAACCCUUUGUCAGGACGUUUUGGAAUGCGGCCACCAGUGCCCUGGAACCUGUGGCCAGUGUCGCAUGGGUCGAGUUCACGUGCGUUGCAAGAACAGGUACAAGCAAGUACUGGUUUGUUCUCAUGAGUACACGUCAUCAUGCACAAAAUCCUGCCCGCCAUGUACGUUGCCGUGCGAAAACCGAUGCAGUCAUUCGGCUUGCAAAAUGCGCCUUUUUGGGGAAGCGUGCAGUUAUUGCACCCAUAAGUGCGAUUGGAAUUGUCCCCAUUUUAGAUGUAACAAGUUAUGUGGUGAAUUGUGCGAUCGCCCAAGAUGUAAUCAGCCCUGCAAAAAGUUCCUCAAGUGCGGAGGUGGGACUCAUCGCUGCCGAGGCUUGUGCGGAGAGAAGUGCAUUUGUGCCGUGUGUGACAAAAACAAUGGCCGCUCAAUCACCGAAAUAUUUUUCGGUGGAGAAGACGAAAAAGGUGCACGUUUCAUUCAGCUUCCGGACUGCGAACAUAUCUUCGCAGUAGAAGAUCUUGAUCGCUACAUGGAUACGUCCCAUCUCGACGAAGAGAGCUGUGAUGUGAUUCAACUGAAAACCUGUCCUCUAUGUAAGAGGGGGAUCCGUAAGAGCCUGCGAUACGGUAAUAUUAUUAAACAGCAGUUGCUUGACAUUGAAGAAGUCAAGGCCAAGGUCAACGGGAAACCGGUUGAGAUUGAGGUUGCAAAGAAAGACUUGGAAACAAGUUUGAGAGCUUUGAAGCCGACACUUGAGUCGGAAGAUGAAGAGAGAGACUGGGACAUACUAAUGAAACGUGUGA